Messenger RNA from Didymodactylos carnosus, 2379 nucleotides. The record is from the annotation of a GenBank genome assembly. NCBI's taxonomy places the organism in Eukaryota, Metazoa, Rotifera, Eurotatoria, Philodinida, Philodinidae.
AUGGAUACGACAAACAAUGUCGAUAAAAUAUCAAAUAAAUUAACAUUAGGCAACGGAGACAUUUGUUCAGAAUUAGAAGAAAGUAGUAACUAUUUUUUGGCAGCUAACGAAUUUUCUGAUGUUAAAAUAGCAUUUAAAAAUGAAAAUGAUUUACUAUUAUUUGCUAAUAAAGCUAUUUUAUCAGAAGCAUCACCCAUUAUCAAAGCAUUUUUAACUAUUGAACCCGAUGGCGUAUUUGUCAUCGAUGAAGAUGAUGAACAGCCAAUUGUGACAUCAAUGGAUGUUAUCGAUUUACUCAAAUUUAUCUAUCCACAAUUCACCGUUAAAAUUGCUGCUUACAAUAUAACGGGUUUAAUCCAUCUAUCUGAAAGAUUUCUUAUUGGGACCUUACGUAGUGAAUGCAAAAAAUAUGUUAGAAAUUAUUUAAAAGAUUUGGAAAUGAUCACGUUUGAUAAUACCAAAGAAUUUGUUCCGAGACAUAUUUUGUACAAAAAUGGAACACGACAACAUAUAUCAACUGAGAUUAGCACAUUAUGUUCCUGGUUUCAUGAAUAUUUUGGCCGCGACGAAAUUUUGUCACAACAAUUACUAAAUGUUUUAAAAUAUGCAUCGAUCGAUGAUCUUGAACAGAAUGCUGUAUUUCAAUGUAUAGACGAACGUGAAAAAGCAACUGUUUAUAAAACUAUUGGUGACUAUCUUGAACAACAAUAUGGUCGUUCAGAAAAAUUAAAACAUACUAAUCAUCAACUUCAACAUGGAAUGAAUACGUAUUUGGUAGUUUGUAUUCGAAUGGAAGAAGACAAUGAUUUUCUAAAUAGUUCAUUUGAUUAUCAUGAUUUUUUUGUUGAAACUACUCCAAGCUAUUCUAUAACAGACUCGACGAAUGGCAAUUUUCACAUAUCGAAUAAAAAUGGUGAUAACAAACGACGAAAUAAUUCCGCAACAAUGAUGAUGUCUACUUCUACAGAUGAAUUUUAUUCAGGCGAAAAUCAUUUUUUCACAACACCAUUCAAUCAAACAUUUAAUUUCAAUGGCUCUAAUUUGCCCAAUCAACCAAUUUACAGUAUUCAACAACUUAGUCUUCAAUCUUUAAAUAAAGCACCACAAACAACUCAAGCGAGUCCCUCGCCGCCUCCACCGCCUCGUGUCUAUAAACCAUGCGUUGUUUGUGGAGACAAAUCAUCGGGGUAUCAUUAUGGAGUGUCUUCUUGUGAAGGCUGUAAAGGAUUUUUUCGUCGAAGUGUUCAGAAAAAUAUGCAAUAUCAAUGUCACAAAGAUCAAAAUUGUGAAAUAAAUAAACUGACAAGAAAUCGAUGCCAGUAUUGUAGAUUUCAAAAAUGUUUUGCUGUUGGUAUGUCGAAAGAAGAACUUCGAUUAUCAAAUCAAGCGAAAAAACAGCUCGAAAUCGAAAAAGGAGUAACUCGUCCAAUUGAUCGAACAAAAAAACGUUUUAUUAAUAAACGAUCAAUUGAUGAAAUUAGUAUUGAUUGUGUAUCACAAAAUCCAUUAAUUGAAGGUGAUUUGACACCAGAAGAAGAUCAGUUAAUAAAAAUAUGUGUUAAAUUACAUAAAAAUACAUUUAAACCAAGUACAGAAGAUAUUAUGACAUCGGAUCGACGAUGGCAAAAAGGCGAUGAAUUUAGUCAAGCGGGUAUAAUGAAAUGUAUUCAAUUUUGUAUGAAAAUGCCUGGCAAUAAUGAAUUAUCUAUCCGUGAUCGUGCAAAACUAUUAAAAUAUGGUGUACAUGAAAUAGCUCUACUUCGAUUAGCAUAUCGAUAUGAACCAGAAGAAGAUAAAUUAUAUUUAUCAAAUGGUGCCUGUGUUGACGAAGAAACAUUGAGACAACAAGGAUUCGGUUGUUAUGGGCAUACAUUUCUUCAAUUUUGUCGAAUAUUCAGUAAAUUAGAAUUAACAAUUGAAGAAUUUUCAUUGUUAUGUUGUAUUGUCUUUUUUAGUUAUGAUCGUCCAAUUGUUGAAUGUCGAACAAAAAUUGAAGAAUUACAAACAAAAUAUUGUGAAAUGGAACGUUUAUUUAUUGCUCGUAAUCGACAGGGUGAUUCAAUGUAUUUUGCAAAAUUAUUACUUAUAUUAUCAAAAUUACGCGCAGUUGAUGCAUUAAUUGCUGAACGAAUGUUAUGUUUACAAAUAAAUACUGAUGGAAAAGUGGACAAAUGUAUUCUAGAAGUAUUACAUCGUGAACAUUCAAAUAUUGUUGUGGAUUUAGAGAUUGAUUUUCUUGAUUCGUGUGAUAAAAAGAUAAAUUAUGAUUGGUUAGAUUAUAAUAAUUCUCUUGAACAUGAAACACCAGCAAUAAAUGACAAUGUUAACGGAAAUGAUGUUACCAGUCCAUCUUCAACAACUAUAAUAAAUCAAGAAUAA